This is a messenger RNA of Metarhizium robertsii ARSEF 23, 1044 nucleotides long. Its product is annotated as Fungal transcriptional regulatory protein. NCBI's taxonomy places the organism in Eukaryota, Fungi, Ascomycota, Sordariomycetes, Hypocreales, Clavicipitaceae. Bases 1 to 1044 code for a protein of 347 amino acids. The transcript is spliced from 2 exons. The record is from RefSeq and is a predicted model, not a curated record.
AUGGCGUUGCGCUCUCCCGCUCGUCUAACGCGUCGCGCCCCCCUCUGGAUCACCCGAUCAUUUGCGACGCGGCAACCUCCUCCGUUCCCCACGGUGUCGUCAUGCCCAUCUCCAACAUGUGGAUGCGCUGCUACGCCCGCCAUGCCUGAGGGUUUAGACAUUGAUUUCAAGAGUAAUUUGAAUGGCGUGAUUUCGGGGUAUGCGGAACAAGUGCUCGUUUGCACGGGCCGUGAUGACUGGACGUCGAGGAUAGAGGACGAGUGUGACGGGGACAAUUUGGCGGCAGACUUGAAGGAAUUGUUCGGUCGAGGGGGGAGGUAUAGUGACCCCUUCCACAACAUAUCCGUCAUCAACUCCUCCUUCCCGUCCUCCAUACCUCCUCGCUCCGAACUUCACUCCACGUCGGCCUACCUCCUGCCCUCAUUCAAGUACAUCCCCUUCCUGCCCCGGAUCUCUUUUGACAGCGUCGAGGCCCUUGCCAAGGGGUUCUUGCUCCCGGAGAAGCUGCACUCUGCCCACGACGGCCUGUCCCCCGUUCACCGGGACAGGCUGACGCGCAAAGAGGCUUACCAGGGCCUGUUGCCGGGGGUCCAGGACGUCAAGGAUGUGUUGGUUCUCAUCUGCGGUCAUGGGGGGCGAGACGCUAGAUGCGGCAUCAUGGGACCAGUCUUGAGGGACGAGUUUGAACAGAAACUUGCACUGCGGGACUUUGACGUCGUCACUGCCCCGGUGGAGGUGAACCUCGCCUUUGGAAAUACAGAGAGGAUAGGGGGGGACGUUUCAGGAAAGAGCAUUGCUAGAGUGGGAUUGAUUAGCCAUAUUGGAGGACACAAAUUUGCCGGAAACGUGAUUGUGUAUGUUCCGCCUGGUUAUGAGUUGCAAGGAGGCCGGCCGCAUCCGCUUGCAGGAUGUGGGAUUUGGUACGGGAGGGUUGAACCGAAGCAUGUGGAGGGUUUGGUGGAGGAGACUAUUUUGAGGGGGAAUGUGGUGGAGGAUAUGUUUAGAGGGGGAAUAGAUGCGAAGAGGAGGAUAUUGAGGUUGUGA